Messenger RNA from Stylonychia lemnae, 1590 nucleotides. The record is from the annotation of a GenBank genome assembly. NCBI's taxonomy places the organism in Eukaryota, Ciliophora, Spirotrichea, Sporadotrichida, Oxytrichidae.
AUGUAAAAGCAGAAGCAGAAUUUAGCUCUUAAAUCUUUCUACAACUACGACUCCCUCAGAAACUUAGAAGACCUUAGCGAUGACAUCAUUCAGGCAAACUUAGAGAUGACUGAUAUGGAAAUUGAAUCUUUGACUAGCAUUCUAAAUGAAAUGGAAUUACAGAUUAAAACCACUGAAGUUUUAGACCAAGAUGGCGAUGAAAUGAUAAACAAGAUCUCCAAGGUUUUCAAAUUAAGUUUGAUCCCCAACUCAAACAGGAAAUUCCUCAUUUAUGACAAUGCCAAAGACACAUCAAUUGAGCUGAGAUGUUUGCCAGCAAUUGAGUUGUACUUUGCAAUUCCACAUGCCUACCCGUCAAAUAUAGGUCCUUUAUUUUACAUGGACACUUCAUUUUAUGAGCCUUUCAAAAAUUUCCUCUACGAUUAAUUAGCUUAGAAGUGGUAUGAGAACAAUCCAGUUACAUAUGAAUGCAUUAUUAAUAUACAGGAUGACUUUUUGAACUCUUUCUUCGACCAAGGAGAUUUAGGCAAUGUUAAGCUCAACGAUAGAGGGCAGGUCUAAUUUAACUACAUUGGUGUUGACUUUUAAAGAGUGUUUGAGAAAUCAAUGGAAGCUCAGAGAAGAAGCUUCAAUAAUGAGGAGCACGACUGCAAAAUUUGCAUGAGAAAGUAUUUAGGAGAUAAGUUUUUCUUUCUUUCAGGCUGUGAACACUUUUUUUGCUAUGACUGCAUGAUUACAAUGGUCAAUCAAGCUAUUAAUCAAAAUCAAGUUAACAAACUUAUCUGCGGAGAGGCUUCUUGCAAAAAGAACCUAAAUGAUAUUGACAUCAGAAAUCUUGGUCUCGACAGGCAAACAAUAGAGAAAUAUGAUAAGAUAUCUCUCACCAACGCAAUUGCAUAAAUGGAUGAUCUUGGAUGGUGUCCUUUACCAGGCUGUGAUUCUCUUGCUACAAUUGAGAAAGACGUUAACUAUGGCAAAUGCUAGCAUUGUGACUUUAUGUUUUGCUUAGAUUGCAGAGAGAGAUAUCAUCCCUAUAAAAGAUGCAUGGUCAACAGACUUGACCUAGUCGAUAUCAUUUCAGAGGCAGAGAAGGAAUCUUUAGAUAUGAAAAACAAAAGAGCAGAGGAGGCUCUAAAUAUUCUUUUCUUCAGAUAUUGCGCCAAGUUCUGCCCUAAUCUAAAAUGCGGUAUCAGAAUUUAAAAAGAAAAAUCAGGUUGCACAAAAAUGCAAUGCCCUAAAUGCCAUCAUCACUUUUGCUGGGCUUGCCUUCAUGAUGCAAAAGGAAUGAAGCACUACAAAGAAAAGCCAGAGUGCAAUGAUGAUGGUCCUCAUCUUCAGCCUGAGCAUUUGACCCAAGAUAUUAAAAACAAGCAUCUGGCAGAAGGAGACGAUUACAUUAACCUUAAGUUCUGUGUUUUAUGCCCACAUUGCAAGUCAAUCAACCAAAAGAAGACUAAACAAAAUAUGCUUGAAUGUGUUAGAUGUGCAGGUGUAUUCUGCUAUAUUUGCAACAAGCCUAUAAGUGGACCUGAGCACUAUCAAGGAAAAAGUUUGUGCCAUGUUGAGUCGGAUCCUUGGACAGAUUUCUGA